Messenger RNA from Ixodes scapularis (black-legged tick), 1604 nucleotides. RefSeq lists its product as uncharacterized. The transcript has 4 exons. The record is from RefSeq and is a predicted model, not a curated record. Bases 140 to 577 code for a protein of 145 amino acids. Gene Ontology annotation, biological process: regulation of synaptic transmission, cholinergic; positive regulation of voltage-gated potassium channel activity; sleep. Lineage: Eukaryota; Metazoa; Arthropoda; Arachnida; Ixodida; Ixodidae.
GAUCGGAAGCCGAUUCUCCAGAAGCCACAAAUUGACGGGCUGUCGCCUCAAUAAAGACAGAGCGAUUCCGUAACCACCGCGGCGUCGACGCCACAUCACUCCAUCACCGCUUCCCAACAGCGAUCACCCUCGGGGAACAAUGGGUUGCCCAGCAGCUGCGGCGGCAGCGCUGUGGUUGUGCGUCGUCCUGAUCGCCGUGACGAGGGGAGAGGCUGUUCGCUGCUUCGUCUGCAGCUGGUCGCCCAGGGACCAGGCCAACCGGUCGGAUCACUGCACCCACGCAAACUUCGAUCCGGAGAAGAACUUCGCCCACGACUGCGAACACGGCUGCGAGUUCUACUCGCAGAAUGACCUCAACGGUGACUUCGAGCACGUCAGGCGAAACUGCGCGCCGUCGGACCCACCCCACAAGGGCUGCCUGAGCGAAUCCAGUCGUGCCUGGACCACGGUGCGCUGCAUCUGCAACUCCGACUACUGUAACGCGGCCCCCAAGCCCACGUCCAUCUCGCUGGUGGUGCUCUGGACGACCCUGACCUUAACUCUGGCGGCUGUCAUCCGUCCACAUCUCCCGACCUGAGUCAGCACGUCUGCCGAUUUGAGUCAGCACGUUGGCGACGCAAUCGCCAGCCAUGCUUACCGCUGAUCGCACAGCAAACAAAGCGUUGUACUCAGCAGCGCCCGAGCUCACCGCGUCACACCGCAGCACCGUUCCAGGACGUGUCCCACCUGGACGCCGUGCAAGAACUGUUCCCGCUAUGUUUCUCACCGCCGUCAUUUUAUCGUCAGUCCUUCUCUAUGGUUGUUGUUGCUGUUAACGAUGAUGAUGAUGAUGUCGAAUAAGGGAGGGAGCCUCGGUUUUGUUUUGGGCUCGCCGCGACUGGACAAACAUUUGGCCAACUCUUUUCGCAUAUUAGACAAACGCAUUUCUAUUGCUACUGACAGUCUCAGGCUUUAAUGGUUGUGCUAACGGAUCCCAAGUUCGUCACCGGUUUGCCAGACAGUAGCAUCACAGUGGACUCAACUAGAAGUCUUCAUCAUGUAUGUGCUAAAAGAAUUGGCCUACGUUUCACCAAGUGGGGCUGUGUCGUUAGCCAAAAAACGCACCGGUUGUCCGCGAACAUGCUACGAGCAUUCAGUUGUUCAUUUCAGACUGCGCGUUCUACGUUCAGAGGCAUUGGCGGGUUGGCCGCAUAAUGACACUAUGUUUGCGUCUUGUAAACUAGACGCGAACAAAUACACUUCGUUUGGCUCGUGUUUGCGGACAAAAGUUGGUCAAUCGUUGGCACAGUAUGGGCGCGCUCUGUCCUUUAUAUCAUUUUUUAUUGUUCUGUGGUUGUUUCGUGAACUUUCAUGCUUAUUUAUAUGUUUCCUCUAGUUCAUGUCUGCGUUGGUGUCGUGGCGUUUAAAUGACUCCUUGGAACCUCAACAUGAAGCACAGGGAAGGCUGCGAACUUGCUUAAGAAUUAGUAAGUUUUGUGCCUAAGCUCGAACGCAACAUAUUUCUUUAGCCUGACAGUAGCUAUUUGCAAGCAUAAGUUUGAGUCAAAAUAAGUGUUUUAUGAUAAAUGACGAACUGAAAUAUGAGGUUGUUGAAUUCAAGCCAA